GUCAUGGAAUCUCCUCCCAAACCAGAUUUCUUUCCUCAUCAGCAUCACUCCCCAUUCAAUCAUCUCGUAUUCCUUCUUACACACUCCCACACUCAUUCCAAUCUUUUAAUUCAGUCUCCUACUUGACUACCUACCUAAUUCAUAAUGUCCGAUAUCAUCUCCCAGCUCCAGGUGCUCAGCCGCGACAAUGGCUGUCUCCUCGAUCUCACUGCCAUCCUGAGCAUCUGCCCCAACAUCGACAUCCUCACCAAGCGUCCUCACAAGGUUGAGCAGAAGCAGGAAUACGUCACCAUCACUCCCACUGAGUACAAGAAGAAGGGUGGCAAGAAGGCCCACUACCGCCGUGGCUGCAGUGGCAGUGACUGCUACGAGGUUCCCGAGCAGGUCUGCAAGAAGCACCAAGUCAGCCAGGAUAUCCAGAUCCUGAUCUACCUCGGCCUCAUCACUACUGAGGAGCUCGAUGAGUACCUUUGCAAGACUGGCGACCUCAAGAAGGGCGAGUCCAUCAAGGACUUUAGCAACGGCAAAGUCGGCGUCAACCCUCUCCUGAGCCUUUCCGUUGGCGAGAACGGCGACAUCGCCAAGGUUGAUGUUGGCGGCGAUAGCCUCCUGAGCGCCGAUGUCCUGGGCAAGCGCGAAGACAAGCUCAUUGAUGUCCAAGUUGGCGGCAAGAAGAACAAGGAUAAGGGUACUCUUCUCGAGGCCAAUGUUCUCACCCACGACCGCCGCGCUGAGCCCGCCAUCGACCUUGAACUCCUCAAUACCGGACGCCCCGGUCGCAAUGGCCGCCCCAAUCGCCCCAGCAAUGGUGGCACCGACAAGCUCAUCGACGUCCAAGUUGGUGGCAAGAAGAACAAGGACAAGGGCACCCUCCUCGAGGCCAAUAUCCUCACCCAUGACCGCCGCGCUCAGCCUGCCAUCGAACUUGACCUCCUCAACACUGGUCGUCCCGGCCGCAAUGGCCGUCCCGGUCGCAACGGUGGAACCGAUAAACUCAUCGACGUCCAAGUUGGUGGCAAGAAGAACAAGGACAAGGGUACUCUCCUCGAGGCCAAUGUCCUCACCCACGACCGCCGCGGUCUCCUGGAUGAUUUGACCUCGCUCCUCGAUCUCUCUAUCGGCGGAAGCGGCCCUGAUGAUUCUCUCCUCAGUCUUGGCGUUGGCGGCUCUGGAAGCGGCAACGAGAACGGCAACGGUGGAGGCAACGGCAACGGCAACGGCGGUGGUGAUGGAAACGGAAACGGCAAUGGAAGCGGCAACGGCAACGGCAACGGAUCUGGCAACGGCAACGGAUCUGGCAACGGUAACAAUGGCUCUGGCUCUGGCUCUGGAAACAACGGUUCAGGCAAUGGUAACGGAUCUGGUAACGGAAACGGCAGUGGUAACGGAAACGGCAAUGGAAGCGGCAACGGCUCUGGCAACGGCUCUGGCAACGGCUCUGGCAACGGAAACAACGGAUCUGGUAACGGCUCUGGCUCUGGCAACGGAAACAACGGCUCUGGCAACGGAAACGGCAGCGGGAACAACGGAUCUGGCUCUGGCUCUGGCAACAACGGCAACAUGUACAGCAACGGCAACGGUAGCGGACACGGAUACCCCCGCGACAACAAGGACAUGAUCAGCCACUACCAGCCCAUGUGCAACAAGGGAUUCAAGAAGGAGCACCUCUCCAAGUGCCACAAGGAGCAGGCCACCGACGUCAACCACUGCAUCGCCAUCUGCCAGGCCAAGAGCGCUCACCUUACCCUCGCUGCCAACGUCAAGGUUGGCGAUGUCGCCAAAAUCCUCAUCUGCGUCGCCGUCGAGUUCAACCAGAAGUCCCAGGACGGCAACUGCAACUACAUGGUUGCCCCUGAGAACAAGCCCUGCAAGGAGUCUUACCUCGAGGAGAAGAAGGACUGCUAUACCUUCAUGCGCCAGUAAGGGACUCAAUUCUCUCACUGUUGAUACGAAAAUUGCCUCUGUCAGGCAUGGAAUACUGGUGGAUUAUUGAGUUGACGAGUUGAAGUGUGAUGCCUCUCCACGACAUCUGGAACCGAAUCACUUGGCGCACACUGUCACACCCCACGAACAUCCUCACUGGAUAAACUUUCUACUUCUUGAGAUAAAAUUUAGAUGUGUAGUCUUCUAUCAUAAUAAAGGUUCCAUUUGUCUACGAAAA
Messenger RNA from Ilyonectria robusta, 2161 nucleotides. RefSeq lists its product as uncharacterized. The transcript has 2 exons. The record is from RefSeq and is a predicted model, not a curated record. Lineage: Eukaryota; Fungi; Ascomycota; Sordariomycetes; Hypocreales; Nectriaceae. Bases 145 to 1923 code for a protein of 592 amino acids.